AUGAAUGAAAAACAGAUUCACAAAGACUGUCAAGGUCAUAGUACCAACAACUCAAUCGAUGCUGUUCCAUCAUCAAUUGGAAAUGGAACAAAACUUAUCAGCGAUGCCGUCGACAAAAAUGGGAUCAGACUUCAUCCGCAACCUACCUCUGAUCCAUUGGACCCUUUGAACUGGUCGAGCCUUCAAAAACACGGAAUUUUAUCUAUUGUGAUGCUCAAAUAUUUCCUGUUUACGUACCUGACCACAACUACGGUCCCAUCCUUCUCAGAGAUCCAAACUAAAUAUUCCAUCAACUACUCACAAGUCAAUUGGAGCGUCGCUGUCCCAGCCCUAGGCUUAUCUGUUGGUCCUUUAGUUUGGACUUCUCUCUGUGAUAUUUACGGUCGCCGGGUUAUCUUCUUGAUUGGGACUACUAUUGCUUUGGUCUCGACAAUCGGAGCGGCAGUGGCCGAUACAUACGCAGGCUACAUGGCUGCUCGGUUCUUCCAAGGAUUUGGUGUGAGCCCUGCUUCAACUGUCGGCAUGGCCGUUGUGAAUGACCUAUUUUUCGAAUAUGAGCGCGGACAGAAGCUUGGCUUGUGGGUGUUGGCAAUCGACUCUGGACUUCUACUGGGGCCGACUUUCGGUGCCUUUUUGAAUCUCGUGAGUGCUGCGUGGAUCAACUGGUUCAAUGCCGUUCUGUUCGCUGCUCUGUUAGUUCUGGAGAUAUUCUUCAUGCCGGAGACGCUAUACCCUCGACAAACAAUGCUACUCCAGCCCUAUGUUGUGGAAGGCAUGCCACGUAUUCCAACGGAUAUUGAGAAGCAGGCGGUAGAUCAAAAUUCUACGCCUAAGCAGGCACUCCCCGGAGGGACUCCCCCUAAGAAGUUACCUAGAACAAAGAAACUUCCAUUUGUGAAUUUUUUACCUGUCCCUGGGAUGCGCCAUCCUAGUCCUUGGGACUCACUAACUCGUUUUGUGCUUACUUUCCAAUUCCCAGUGAUCGUGAUCGGAGUUCUCGGGUAUUCAUUCGUUUGGUACUGGUGGAUUCUCUCUAUUAUCACUAUGGUACCUGCAGCCUACGAAAGCUACUCCCCACUCAUUCAAGGGUUGCUUUUCCUUGGUCUACUCCUUGGGACAAUUACCUCGGAGCUUUGUUGUUCGGGACGGCUUAGUGACUUCAUUGUGGAAACGCUGGCAAAGAAAAAUGGCGGCGUUCGUGUCGCGGAAAUGCGACUAUGGCUGGCAUAUCCUGCUAUCUUGGUUACAGCAGUCGGAUCAAUUCUUUGGGGCGUCAGUCUCGACAAGAACUAUCAUUGGAUGGUUGGUCAGGUUGCAUUUUUCCUAUUUGCUGCUGGGGUCCAGGUCGGAAAUACCGUCAUCAGCAGUUAUAUUGUCGAUUGUUAUCCUUUGCAGUCAACGAGCGUGAUCACUUUUUACGCCGUGUUUCUGAACUUAGGUGCCUUCAUCAACCCGUUUUUUAUUGCUUCCUGGGAAGCAUCUGUUGGCUGGACCUGGACGUUUACCACGCAGGCCUUGAUUGUUCUUGUAGGCGGGGGUCUGGUUUUUGGUAUUCUGCAUAAGUAUGGUGCAUCUAUGCGAACGAACGCACCACAGCCAUCAUGGGUCAACCCGGAGUAUGAUACAGGGGCUUAG
Molecule: messenger RNA, 1635 nt
Organism: Penicillium cinerascens
Lineage: Eukaryota; Fungi; Ascomycota; Eurotiomycetes; Eurotiales; Aspergillaceae
Exons: 7
Coding region: 1-1635 (544 amino acids)
Biological process (GO): transmembrane transport
Molecular function (GO): transmembrane transporter activity
Source: RefSeq, a predicted model, not a curated record